This is a messenger RNA of Gadus macrocephalus (Pacific cod), 1259 nucleotides long. It is a transcript of the gene dldh, whose product is annotated as dihydrolipoamide dehydrogenase. The transcript is spliced from 8 exons. The record is from RefSeq and is a predicted model, not a curated record. Gene Ontology annotation, cellular component: oxoglutarate dehydrogenase complex; mitochondrion. NCBI's taxonomy places the organism in Eukaryota, Metazoa, Chordata, Actinopteri, Gadiformes, Gadidae. Gene Ontology annotation, molecular function: flavin adenine dinucleotide binding; dihydrolipoyl dehydrogenase (NADH) activity. Bases 1 to 1032 code for a protein of 343 amino acids.
AUGGUCUGCUACUGGUUCUGCUUUGAGGUGCCCAGUAGAACCACGGUCUGCUACUGGUUCUGCUGGGAGCUGCCCAGUAGCACCAGUCUUCCUCAGACAAUCGUGUCGUCGACCGGCGCUCUGUCUCUGAGCAAGGUUCCAGCAGAGCUCAUCGUGAUCGGAGCCGGCGUCAUCGGAGUGGAGCUGGGGUCAGUGUGGCAGCGGCUGGGCUCCAAGGUGACGGCGGUGGAGUUCCUGGGCCACGUGGGGGGGCUGGGCAUCGACAUGGAGAUCUCCAAGAACUUCCAGCGCAUCCUGCAGAAGCAGGGCAUGAAGUUCAAACUGGGGACCAAGGUCAUGGGGGCGUCACGCCGGCCUGACGGCAAGAUCGACGUGGCGGUGGAGGCGGCUGCGGGGGGGAAGUCAGAGACCCUGAGUUGUGACGUCCUGCUGGUCUGCAUCGGGAGACGACCUUUCACCUCCAACCUGGGGCUGGAGGGGGUCGGCAUCACCCUGGACAACAGGGGGCGCAUCCCUGUCAACGGGCGCUUCCAGACCGCAGUACCCAGUAUCUUUGCCAUCGGUGACGUGGUGGCCGGGCCCAUGCUGGCCCACAAGGCGGAGGACGAGGGGAUCAUCUGUGUGGAGGGGAUGGCCGGGGGGGCGGUGCACAUCGACUACAACUGUGUCCCCUCCGUCAUCUACACCCACCCCGAGGUGGCCUGGAUCGGCAAGACGGAGGAGCAGCUCAAAGAGGAGGGCAUCCCCUACAAGGUGGGGAAAUUCCCCUUCGCGGCCAACAGCCGAGCGAAGACCAACGCGGACACAGACGGUCUGGUGAAGAUCCUCGGCCACAAGGAGACGGACCGCAUGAUCGGGGCCCACAUCCUGGGGACCGGGGCGGGAGAGAUCAUCAACGAGGCGGCGCUAGCGAUGGAGUACGGAGCUUCCUGUGAGGAUGUGGCCCGCGUUUGCCACGCCCACCCUACGGUGUCGGAAGCCUUCAGAGAAGCCAACCUCGCUGCAUCCUUCGGUAAAGCCAUCAACUUCUGAGAUCUCCUCGCUCGCUCCUGCGCUCUCUUGCUCUCUCACUCUCUCUCUCUCUCUCUCUCAGCCCCUUCUCUCUCACCCCCCUCUCUCUCUGUACAUAAUAAUUCUCUCUACGACCUCUGACCCAAGAAACACUCACGCACAACACCAGUAGCCCCGCCCCUCGCUGUGCAAUACUUUGUUAUUUAAACAUUUGGUGAGAACAAUAAAGUUAUUGGCCAGAGAUCUCA